Molecule: messenger RNA, 876 nt
Organism: Aaosphaeria arxii CBS 175.79
Lineage: Eukaryota; Fungi; Ascomycota; Dothideomycetes; Pleosporales
Product: 3-hydroxyacyl-CoA dehydrogenase
Exons: 4
Coding region: 1-876 (291 amino acids)
Molecular function (GO): oxidoreductase activity
Source: RefSeq, a predicted model, not a curated record
AUGUCUUUUGUUCAGUUCUCGGAGGACUUUGCGGCUCUCAGAGACCAGGUCGUGGUGCUCACUGGUGGAGCAAGAGGAAUCGGUGCUUCUGUAGUGGAAGUGGCAGCUGCAAGUGGAGCCCAUGUUGUAUUCGGCGACCGCAACGAACAGCUAGGACAAGAGGUGGCCGAGAAGACAGGCGCAACUUUUGUGAAAGCAGAUGUCACACAAUAUGCGGACGUCCUCAAGAUUUUCCAGGUCGCGUUCGAGAAGUAUGGGAAGAUUGAUCAUGCGGUUGCAAAUGCAGCCGUUUACGAACCUGAUCUCGACAUCUUCGAUCCCAACUUGAGCAUUGCGCAGAUUGAGCAGGCUCCUCCGACUCUUGCAUUCGACAUAAACAUCACAGGAACGCUGUACUUUAGCCGGAUCGCUGCCGUGUACCUUCGCCAGAACAACACUGCCGAAUCGAAGAGAUCGUUGACGUUGGUUUCGUCUGUUGCCGCCUUCAUGACGCCGCCAGACACGCCUGUCUAUAAUGUCACCAAAGCUGGAAUUGUUAGUUUAGCAAGAUCACUAGCACAGCGAUGUCCUUCAUCACACAACAUCAGAGUCAACUGUGUGUGUCCAUCUGUUACUCGAACACCGCUCGCAGCGACAAGCGCCAUUCAGCCAUUGUGGGAAGGGGCAGGUCUCCCUACCAACGAACCCGUCCAGGUUGCCAAUGUGAUCUUGGGUGUAGGCUGCGAUGCUUCUUCUAAUCGGAAAGUGCUGUGGGUGGAGGGAGGCCAGUCCUGGGAUAUCGAGGUCAAGCUACUCGAGUUACUGCCCCAAUGGAUUGGCGACGGGCCUGCCAAAACACUAGAGAGAGUCCAGGAACUGGUAAAGAAUCUCAUGUGA